Molecule: messenger RNA, 1290 nt
Organism: Pungitius pungitius (ninespine stickleback)
Lineage: Eukaryota; Metazoa; Chordata; Actinopteri; Perciformes; Gasterosteidae
Exons: 7
Coding region: 157-954 (265 amino acids)
Cellular component (GO): membrane
Source: RefSeq, a predicted model, not a curated record
UUAAGUGUAUUUGUGGCAGAGGGAGGUACUUCUGGUAACAGCUUGGCUCGCGUCACUUCCUUCUUAAAAACAAUAAAAACUGCGCAACAACUGUCCUUUAAGUUUCCGUUUCAGGGAUUUCGUCUUCUCUCACAGACUCAAACAGACGGCUGCAGAAUGUCUGUCACCGUGACCAAGGCCGAGGGGGUCACCGUGUUCACCAUGACCUCCGACCCCCAAAGUCUCCUGCCUCCGCUGUGCCAAAUCCUCAAAAACCUUUGCUACAGCCCCGUGUGCUGCUCCCUGUCUCCGCACCUGAGGAGGGUCCAGAGAAAUGCGCAGUUGGUCCUCGGCGCGCUGCACAUCGUGGCCGGGCUGCUGAACGUCGGCCUGGGGCUGAUACUCCUCUGCGCCGUCAGUGGCUAUUGGUCGCUGAUCAGUGAAACCAUGUUUCCUGCGUGGAUCGGAGCGUUGAUGAUUUUGUUCGGCAUCGUUUCCAUUUUGUCUGAGAAGUUCCCCAGUCCGUGCCUGGUCGCCAUCAAUGUGAUCCUGAAUCUGGCAGGAGUUGCUUUCUCCAUUACAGCCAUCGUGUUCUACAGCAUCAACAUUGCAAACAUUCACCUGUGGUGGAUGUGUGGUAGUUAUGGCGACGAUUACGGCGGCUCUUACGGCGGCCAUUACGGCGGCUCUUACGGCGGCCGCUACGGACAAACCACAACAACCGCGUCUCCCGAGAAGAAGUACUUGAUGGAGCAAUGCUUGGAGACCAAGGAACGGCUGCUGACGCUUAUGAGGUGCAUCAACGCGGUGCUGAUCGUCCUCUCGGCCCUGGAGCUCUGCCUCGUCAUCAGCUCGGCCGUCGUGGGGAUCAAGGCUCUGAGGAGCAGACAGAGAGGAGGAGAAGAGGAGAAGUCGGGCGACCCAGAGCUCUACAAACCGCUGGUGGAAGAAGUCUGCAGCGACCCAGAAGCCUGAAUCACACCUUGUGCUGUCAGAUCCCAGGGACUCUGUCCCUGAGAUGUUGCACCUUUACUGUAUGCGCUGCAACGUUAACGAAUCUACCAAAAUCAACCUGUAAGGUCUCUGCGUUUUUCACUAUAAGCCUUGCUUGAAUUCUCUUGCACUUUUCUAAUAGCAUACACUAAAUUGUAUAAUGCUGCUGUCCAUUCCGUCGGUUUGAUUAGGAUUUUCUACCGGAUCCUCUGCCUUAUAUUCAACUUAACAGACAACGCAUUGAUGUACUGAUGGGCAUUUUGUGUGCUAUUUUACAAUUUAAAGCCUUUUUUAAAUGAAUAAAGUCAUCAAAAUGUU